Messenger RNA from Babesia sp. Xinjiang, 1971 nucleotides. Its product is annotated as Splicing factor 3B subunit 2. The transcript has 8 exons. Gene Ontology annotation, cellular component: nucleus; U2-type spliceosomal complex; U2 snRNP. The coding region runs from base 1 to 1971 and encodes 656 amino acids. NCBI's taxonomy places the organism in Eukaryota, Apicomplexa, Aconoidasida, Piroplasmida, Babesiidae. The record is from RefSeq and is a predicted model, not a curated record. Gene Ontology annotation, biological process: mRNA splicing, via spliceosome.
AUGCCCACCCCUAUAUUUCAAGAGUGUAAACCACUUAAUAACCCUUACACACCGCUAGUUACAACCGAGCACAGCAGGAUGAACGUGGUCGUUGCUUUGAUAAUAUCGCAUAUCACCCUAAUAUCUGCGGAAACUAGUUCGAGAAAACAUCGCAAGUUUCUAUCGCAAGAUAAAAGCAGAUUCUCACAAGUUGCACUCAAGGGAGACAAUGACAACGAAGAGGGGUUGAUGUCACUGCUUUUCCACGGACCAGUGGCACCUAGGCACAUUAACUUCGGUCUGGAGGAUUCCAACAAGGGGGUCAUCGGCGAGAUACAGCUAGGGGAGGGCUGCAAGAAAGCGAACAGAAUCAGCUGGACGCUGUACAAGAAUCACUGUUCCUACAAAACGAACAGCUUGACCAAAUUAAUAGCUUCAUCACAACUGUUGACCAAUACCCUGCAGAAAAAGAAGAAACGCUCGGCACAUGGCCAAGCUACAGGUGAUCAGACACAUGGAACACUUUUGAAAGAACGUUUACGUGAACAUUUUAGCGAAUUCGAGGAAAGGCAAGAAGAUGCCGUCGGUGUUGAUGUGGAAUAUGUGCCGCCAGCACAUGUGGGUUCAGAAUUCAAAGAGGUAUUCGAUCGCUUUGCUGAGCUGGAGCGUAUAUCUUUGGAUCUCGAACCUACACCAGAAGAAAAUGUGGAAGAUGUUGAUGGAUUCGAUUCAUCGGAUGAAGAAGAAGAUGCAUCACGUCGUACCAUGAGUAAUAAAAAAAGGUUGAAGCUCAUGAAUAGACCAACACUUGCGCAACUGAAACAAGUAGCAGAUAAACCAGAGGUGGUAGAGUUUUGGGACACAACUGCAGCUAAUCCGAAGUUCCUAGUAUGGCUUAAGGCACAACGCAACUCGGUUGCCGUACCAUCGCACUGGAGUGAGAAGCUCAGGUACAUGCAAACACGACGGAGCUACGAUAAACCUGUUUAUAAGUUGCCAUCGUACAUUGAAGACACCAAAAUCGCCGAAAUUAGAUCAGCAUUAAUUCAAAAGGAAGCUAAUAAAACACUGCGGCAGAAGCAGAGAGAAAAAAUCCUUCACGAUGCUUUCUUCAAAUACGCCACUAAACCGCCGAUGACCAAAUACGGCGAUGUUUACUAUGAGGGGAAGGAGAUGGAACUACGGAUGCGUCAUUACAAACCUGGGCAUAUGAGCGAACGACUAAAAAAGGCUUUAGGUGUUGGAGAAAAUGCGCCGCCACCAUGGUUAAUCAAUAUGCAGCGAUUCGGACCGCCGCCAAGUUACCCCAAUUUAAAAAUACCUGGAGUAAACGCGCCGCUGCCACAAGGAGCCUCUUUUGGUUUUCAUGCUGGUGGAUGGGGACAACUGCCAACUGAUGAUUCUGGUAACCCUAUCUUUGGUUACAUAGAUUCGAACUAUUACGAGGAUGGUCAUAUCAACAAGGAACUUUGGGGUGAACUUCCCAAAGAAUGUGAAGAAGAAGAAGAAGAAAGCGAAGAGCCUGACUCAUCUGAGGAUAUGCCAGAAGAGGGAACUGAUGUCGUGGCCCCUGUGGCAGAAGUACCCAUACCUGUAGUCAGCGGCGGUGUAGACACGCCGCUGGACGUACGUGUGGGCGCGGAACCCGCACGUACUGCACCUCGCAAGGCUUACACUGUUCUCGAACCGAAGGCAACAACGAACACUGCAAGCUCACUAUUUGGAUCGCAAGUUACUUAUUCCAUGCCACCUGUUGCUACGCCGAUCUGCCUCCAGGAGAAAUGCGAUGCCAUACGUCAUGAAAUCGAUGUAUUGCAAACCCAAAGCGCGAAGAAACGUGGCGAUGUCAUGCUGAUGCUAGAGACAACGCGUGACGAGAUAGAGGAUGCCCUGGCGCGGUGGAAAUACAGUAUCGCUAUGUUGAAUCAGCAUAUAUACGAUACCUUUUUAGCGUCUGAAUCCGAAUUUCCUCAGACUGUUGUUACGGUAUAA